Pogoniulus pusillus (Red-fronted tinkerbird) is the source of this 2850-nucleotide messenger RNA. It is a transcript of the gene CRTC2, whose product is annotated as CREB regulated transcription coactivator 2. Bases 31 to 2193 code for a protein of 720 amino acids. Lineage: Eukaryota; Metazoa; Chordata; Aves; Piciformes; Lybiidae. The record is from RefSeq and is a predicted model, not a curated record. Gene Ontology annotation, molecular function: cAMP response element binding protein binding. The transcript has 14 exons. Gene Ontology annotation, cellular component: cytoplasm; nucleus. Gene Ontology annotation, biological process: protein homotetramerization; positive regulation of transcription by RNA polymerase II.
GCAGCGGCCGGAGCGGCCCGAGCAGGGAAGAUGGCGGCGGCGGCGGGUGCGGGGGCCGGGCCGGGGCCCGGGCCCGGUGCGGGUUCCUCGGCCGGUGCCGGCGCUUCGAACCCGCGGAAGUUUAGCGAGAAAAUCGCGUUGCAGAAACAGCGGCAGGCGGAGGAGACGGCAGCCUUCGAGGAGGUGAUGAUGGAGAUCUGCUCCACCCGGCUGCAGGCACAGAAGCUGAGGCUGGCUCACAGCCGGGGGCCCUACUACAGUGGCUCUCUGCCCAACGUCAACCAGAUCGGCAGCGGCGUCUCCGACUUCCAGGGCCCCCUGCACUCGCCGCUGGACUCGGCACGCAGCACUCGGCACCACGGCCUGGUGGAGAGGGUGCAGAGGGACCCGCGCCGGAUGGUGUCCCCUUUACGCCGCUACAUGCGCCAGAUCGACAGCUCUCCCUACGGACCCACCUACCUGUCACCUCCACCCGAGCACAGCUGGAGGAGGACCAUGCCCUGGGGGAACUUCCCCAUGGAGAAGGGACAUUUGUUCCGGCUGCCCUCGGCCCUCAACAGAACAAACUCGGACUCAGCCCUGCACACCAGCGUCAUGAACCCCACCCCCCAGGAUGCCUACCUGGGCCCCACACAGGGCGUCUCAGGCCCUGGCCGCCGCAGCGGUUUCCUGGAUGGGGAUGUGGACAACAAAGUGUUUCCUUUCCAAGUGCCUCCCAUUGAAGAGACUUUCGAUGACAGCAAACACUCUCUGAAGCCCUGGGACACCAAGAAGCUCUCCUCUUCCUCCGCCCGUCCACGCUCCUGUGAAGUCCCUGGGAUCCACGUAUUUCCAUCCCCAGACCAGCCUGCCAACAUCCCUCUCAUGCCCUCGGCCCUGAACACUGGUGGCUCCCUUCCUGACCUCACCAACCUGCACUUCCCCUCCCCGCUGCCCACACCCCUCGACCCGGACGAAACCUCUUACCCCAGUCUGAGUGGGGGCAACAGCACCAGCAACCUGGCCAACACCAUGACCCACCUGGGCAUCAGUGGUGGCAUGGGCCUGGGCCCCAGCUAUGACUCGCCAGGACUUACCUCACCUAUGCAGAGCUCCCUGAGUAACCCUUCCCUGCAGUCCUCGCUUAGCAACCCCAACCUGCAGGCCUCCUUGCGCAGCCCCUCCCUCCAGUCCUCCCUCAGCAACCCCUCGCUCCAGUCCUCCCAGAGCAGUUCCUCCAUCCCUUCCUCACUCUCCAACCAGUCCCUGCCUUCCUCUCUCUCGUCCUCGCUCAGCAACCCCUCCCUGCCCACGUCCCCCCGCAGCCAGCCCAUCCAGUCCUCCCCCAGCAACCCCAGCCUGCCCUCCGGCUUGAGCGGCUCCUCCUACCCCCCCAUGGUGCAGGCCUCCAUAACCACCUCGCCCCGCCGACGGGUCCCGCUCAGCCCCCUCACCCUCCCAAUGGGUGGCGACUCCAGAAGGCAGCACCCCAAACAGUUCUCACCAACAAUGUCACCCACAUUGUCCUCCAUCACCCAGGGGGUACCCCUGGACACCAGCAAGCUGCCAGCCGACCAGCGGCUCCCACCCUACUCCUACGGCCAGCCUGGGCUGCUGCUGCCAGCCCAGCAGGGCCAGAAAGCCCUGCACCAGUCUCCGCCUCAGCCACCACUGCCCUCUGCCCCGCCAGCGAGGCUCCCGGCGCCCCUGGUGCCACCGAGCACCGCCCCGCAGCGCCCCUAUGCCCACCACUACCAGCAGCAGCCGCAUGACCCCUCCCUGCAGCAGCAGCUGGCACAGCAGCCCCUGGGCGACUUCAGCCUGGGCAGUUUUGACCAGUUUGGGAUGGGGGAGAGCCCCACUGGCAACAGCAGCAGCUUCCCUGAGGAGCUGGCACCCCUGAGCUACCCCCAGCCCGAGGGCAGCUACGACCCCCACGUCCUGAACCGGCAAAACCUCAGCAACUGCGGCCGCCACGGCCCCAUCCCCAACAUCAUUCUGACAGGAGACUCCCCUCCCGGUAUCUCCAAGGAGAUCGCCACGGCGCUCGCCGGCGUUCCGGGCUUCGAGGUGGAGGCGGCGAGCCUGGGGCUGGAGGAGGAGCUGCGCAUCGAGCCGCUGACGCUGGACGGCCUGAACAUGCUGAGCGACCCCUACGCGCUGCUCACCGACCCUGCCGUCGAGGACUCCUUCCGCACCGACCGCCUCCAGUGAGGGGCCCGCACUUGGCAACGGAGGGGCUGCGCCGCCGGCACCCCCUCGCACUCGUGGACUCUCAUCUGCCCCACCCCGGCUCUCCCUCCCCCCGCCUUCCCCAGCCUCUCCGCCCCGCUUUGUCACUUUUCUUCCAGUCAGACGGUGGGGGCCUCCCGGAGGGUGAGGCCGGGGGAUGCUGGAGCCGGUGGGAAUUUGGGGGGGGCACACCCAGACAUGAGCCAGGAGCUCUUGAACCACCUCCCCACUUCCCAAACCCUGGCGGAGAGGGGGCUCCCACCCCCAGGGGUGACUGUACAUAGCCCUGUAGGUAGAGACCCCCUGGGGGGUGCAGGGGAGGGCCUGCUUCUGUUUCUAUUUCUGGGGCUAAUCACCAUGUUUAAGGAGAAAUCCUGCUCCCCCCCUCCAGUUGCACCCCGUAUGUACCCCCCCAGCCCUCCAAACCACACCCAGCUGCUGGGGACCCCGUGGGCCGUGUAGAAAGCACUUGUAACUUUGCCCCCCCUGCUCUCUCCCCAAAGCCCUCCAAAGGGGAGCGUGGGGGCCCUGUCCGCAGGCGGGGGGGGACCUGGGGCCCCAGGACCUGCGCUCCUCCCCCCCCCUCAGAGUGAUUUAUUAUUAUUAUUAUUUUUUAAAAUAUAUUCUAUGUUAAUUAAA